Messenger RNA from Microthlaspi erraticum, 2487 nucleotides. NCBI's taxonomy places the organism in Eukaryota, Viridiplantae, Streptophyta, Magnoliopsida, Brassicales, Brassicaceae. The record is from the annotation of a GenBank genome assembly.
AUGCAUUUCGCUAAGCUCGAUGAUUCGCCCAUGUUUCGCCAACAGAUGCAAAGUAUGGAAGAGAGUGCGGAGAUGCUGCGAAUGCGAUGCUUAAGGUUCUAUAAAGGAAGCAAAAAAUACACGGAGGGACUCGGAGAAGGGUAUGAUGCAGAUAUUGGAUUCGCAAACGCACUUGAAUCUUUCGGUGGAGGCCAUAAUGAUCCCAUCUGUGUUGCUUUUGGAGGUCCUGUAAUGACAAAAUUCAAUAUUGCUCUACGAGAAAUCGGAACUUACAAGGAAGUUCUUCGUUCUCAGGUAGAACACAUGCUGAAUGAUCGGUUGCUUCAGUUUGUGAAUGUUGAUGUCCAAGAAGUUAAGGAAGCACGUAAACGGUUUGACAAAGCUUCCGUUGUAUACGAUCAGGCACGAGAGAAAUAUCUUUCAUUAAGGAAGAGUACAAGAUUGGAUGUAGCUGCCACAAUUGAGGAGGACCUACAUAGCGCAAGAACAACGUUUGAGCAAGCCCGGUUUCAUCUGGUUAGUGCACUCUCUAAUGCGGAAGCUAAAAAGAGAUUUGAGUUCUUGGAAGCAGUCAGUGGAACGAUGGAUGCUCAUCUCCGUUUCUUCAAACAGGGAUAUGAGCUGCUACACCAAAUGGAGCCUUUUAUUAAUCAGGUGUUGGCGUAUGCACACCAGUCUAGAGAAUGUGCAAACUACGAGAUGGCAUCACUUAAUGAAAGGAUGCAAGAGUACCAAAGGCAAGUUGAUAGAGAAACUAGAACCUCAUGUGGUUCUCCAACAGGAGAUGGCAUGAGACAUAACUCAAGAAACUCGCAGAAAGUCAUUGAGUCUGUCAUGCAGUCUGCUGCUAAAGGAAAAGUUCAGACCAUAAGACAAGGGUACCUGUCUAAACGUUCCUCGAACUUGAGAGGUGACUGGAAAAGAAGAUUCUUUAUCCUUGAUAGCCGUGGGAUGCUUUACUAUUACCGUAAGCCAUGGAAUUGGUCUUCAGGAAAUGGAAACCGGUCUAUUGUUCAUAGGAAUAUGAGUUCAGAAAACAGUCCUGGACUGCUAAGCCGGUGGCUGUCUUCUCAUUAUCACGGUGGUGUGCACGAUGAGAAACCAGUUGCACGUCACACUGUGAAUCUGCUGACCUCAACGAUCAAAGUCGAUGCAGAUCAAACCGACCUAAGAUUCUGCUUUCGAAUCAUUUCGCCAACAAAAGUCUAUACAUUGCAGGCAGAGAAUGCGCAGGAUCAGAUGGACUGGAUCGAGAAGAUAACCGGUGUGAUUGCUUCUUUGCUGAGUUUCCAAACACCUGAAAGAGCAAUCAUGCGUCUUUCUACAGUGGACGGAGGAGAUACGUUCUCUGCAAGUGAUUCAGGUUCUUUAGCAGAUCCAUAUGACAUCGAGCAGGCAGAGAUUGGAGAAUCCACAAUGGACAACCCCAUGACUGAAAGAAACCGUUCGAGGUUCUCAGGGUGCUUGCAGCAGCAUGACAUGGCCAAGACUGAAAAGCCAAUUGAUGUCUUGACAAGAGUCUUGGGGAAUGAGAAAUGUGCAGAUUGUGGUGCUCCUGAACCUGAUUGGGCCUCUUUAAACCUCGGUGUCCUCAUAUGUAUUGAAUGUUCUGGUAUACAUCGUAACCUUGGUGUUCACAUUUCAAAGGUGAGAUCACUCACACUUGAUGUUAAAGUAUGGGAGCCAUCGGUCUUGACGCUGUUCCAGUCGUUAGGUAACGUUUAUGUAAACUCAGUGUGGGAGGAGUUGUUGAACUCAGAGAGUAGAUCUUCAAGUGCUAGUAAGUCUUCUUCAGGCACUCCCAAGUCAGAUCGACCAAGAAAGUUUCUUGCAAGGAAGCCUGGUUUCAACGAUCCCAUUUCUGUUAAAGAGUUGUUCAUUCACGCAAAGUACUCAGAGAGGAUUUUUGUCCGGAAAGCAACAGAUAGUGAGCAUUUUGAGGCAGUUUUCCAAGAGAUAUGGGAGAAUGUCCGAGCCAACGACAAGAAAUCAGUUUACAGACACAUUGUCUGCUCUGAAGCAGAUGUGAAUGCGCUACGUGGACAAGCAUCGUACACAGUGUCUUUGCCUUUAGCAAAGAUGAUGCAGAUGGAAGCCAAGGAGGAAACACUUGAAGCCAAAUUCAAGAGCAUUGAAGAGGAGUUUAGUGAGAAUCCAGAGGGAUAUUCAAACUCUGAAAGUACGGUCAGAGAAGAGACUUCAAGCGACUGUUCUUUGCUUCACCUCGCUUGUCUCUCUGCGGAUAUCGGUAUGGUGGAACUUUUGCUUCAGUACGGCGCGAAGAUCAAUGCAACGGAUUCGAAAGGUCGGACUCCACUUCACCAUUGUAUCAUCAGCAGGAGAUAUGCAAUUGCAAGGUUGCUACUUAUGAGGGGAGGAGAUCCAAAUGCUGUGGAUAAAGAGAAUAACAUACCGGUGAAGUAUGCUUCGGAGACAGACCUCAACGACAGCGAACUGAUUGCUUUAUUAACAGACUCCAAAAGAUGA